AUGGCAAGUGGUAAAGAAAGACUAGAGUUUGCGGACUGUGGACACGAUUCUGACUCGGAGAAAAAUAUAAUGGAUAACGAAAGUGUAGAGGACCGAUUAUCGCCUCGAAUACCACCAGCGUCGCCGGAAUCAUCGGACUAUGACGAGAGACUGUCCCUACCUAUGGAUUUAAAAACACGUCCAAGUGUUGACGGUACAUCCGUAUUAACUAAUAAAGCAAAAUCGUCAUUUCUUAUCACAGACAUUCUCUCCAGUAGAAGUGAACAGAAGUAUUCCAAAGACAAUAGAAAAUCGCAUACUUGUCUAGAUGCUAUUGGACACCAGUGUAAGACUUGUAAUAUAGAACCGUCCAGAAAACGUAAAGAAAGAUUCAGGGAAACGGACUCACCAUCCCAGGAAGAUUCAACAGACGAACAAGAUGAAGAAUCCUCAGACAACAGGCAAUGUGGUCCUGACGGCUCAUCUUUAUGCUCAAAACACAAGAAGCCCAGAAAGGCUAGAACUGCAUUUACAGAUCACCAGCUGAACUGUCUAGAGAAAAGCUUUGAGAGGCAUAAAUAUCUAAGUGUACAAGACAGAAUGGAACUGGCAGCUAAACUCAACUUGACGGACACUCAGGUGAAAACCUGGUACCAGAAUAGGAGGACAAAGUGGAAAAGACAAACAUCGGUUGGACUGGAACUCUUAGCAGAAGCCGGAAAUUACAACGCUUUCCAAAGACUCAUGCAUUCUAGCAAUUAUUGGUCUCCCUAUCACCAGCAGGCCGCGCGAAUGAUAUCGACACUCGAUUCAUAUUACUACCGGUCCGGAAGUUCCACAGCACUAUCUUCUCAACGGCCGAUGAUGCCGCGGAUGUACAUCCCUGGAAUGAGUUCUUUGCCUUCUUGA
Messenger RNA from Ylistrum balloti, 888 nucleotides. RefSeq names its product barH-like 1 homeobox protein. Lineage: Eukaryota; Metazoa; Mollusca; Bivalvia; Pectinida; Pectinidae. The transcript is spliced from 3 exons. Gene Ontology annotation, molecular function: DNA binding; DNA-binding transcription factor activity, RNA polymerase II-specific. Gene Ontology annotation, biological process: regulation of DNA-templated transcription. The coding region runs from base 1 to 888 and encodes 295 amino acids. The record is from RefSeq and is a predicted model, not a curated record.